UACUACGACACGUUCAGUCGACGCUUCGUAGCACAACGCAACGCCAGCAAGUUCACAACUACUGUUGAGACUAGCUCGAAACAAAAAUCUGACGACCGUCCGCCAUGGUUCGGUUAAUCAGUGUCCGAUGCAUGAUAGCUGCAUUACUGUGAUUUUUUUCCCACUGGAUCUCGUUUGAAUACGUACAGACCAACGUCAUAUUAUUAGAUUUCGUAAAACGCAACAUUUUCUGUCAAACAAAACAAACCAUAUAGCUUCAAUUUUUUUUCGAUUUCAAAUUCACAAUCCCACAAACAUCAAGAGUUUCCGCCACCACACCGCGUCGAUGUUGUUAUUUUAAUUUUAUAAAAUAUACCGACGAAAUCAGAAAAUCCACAGUAACCCAUAUAACUGCAGAUAUCAUCCAUACGUUACAUAAUCAUCAUUGCUGUUGUCGUUUGAACUUGCGCUACGACCAAUCAUUCAAACUGCAUUACAAUAAUCAGAAGCUCCGCACGCCGACCGCAAAAACGGAGACCAUACUGCAGUCAUCUGGUUAGUGGUCACCUGGUAUCGGUUAUAGUGAUAGAGUAGAAUGAACGCGCACCAUCGAAGAUCCACGAACGUUGGUUCCGGACGUGACGGCCCUCCGCCUCCGCGAUGCUGACUCCACUCUUAAGCAUUAGACAGCAAUUUCAUUGCAAUUAAAAAAUAUACUAUAAAAAACAUUUUCCAGUUCUCUAGUUUUACCUACAAAGCAUCAUCUUCACCCGGUAACCAUAAUCACUAUUAAUUUUGUUUCUAUUAAUAUUGCAAGUACUUACUAUAAUUUUAUAUUAUACCUACGUCAUGUCGAUUGCAUGUACAUUUUUACGGAUGUUUUGUUUGCUUUUUGACUUCAACCUUUUGUCAUAUUCCAACUUCUGAUGGCUUAUAACUAUUUUGAUGCAAAUAUUAUUGUAAUUCCAAACAUAAAUCCUUUUGUUUUUACUUUUUAUAUUUUUAUAUUUUAUUAAUUAUUUGCAUAAAAAAACAAAUACGAGUUAGUGGCCUAGUGAUAGUACUGGUUGAGCACAUAUCUUUUAAUAUAUCAUACUAUUGUAUAUGUUCUAAGCCUUAGGUCUUUAAACCACGGUCAACAUUAAUAAGUCAUUAUUUGAAGCAUUUUCUGUACAAUGUUUAACAACAAAAGCAACAUUUACUUCAUUUUAAAAACAUGUUUUAUUCAUGCUUAUAAGUUAUAACCUAGUUGAGUACGACAAAACCGUCUAUUUAUUAUAAUCAUACUCAAAGCUUAUAAUUUAAUUAUGCUACAAUUUACUGUUAGCUAGACAAACCUAGGUCAUGCAUUUUAAGGGAUUUUCUAGUGAUAAUUAAAUGUGUUUUGAACGCGAGUUUCUUAAACGAUUUUAUUAUUUAAAUAAUAUUUGUAGGUAAUGUCGUCUAUUCUAGUAAACCUUUCACAAAUACCAAUAAAUCGAUAAAUAUCGUGACAGGAGACUAGUAAUAAUAAUUAUCAUACACCACAGCAUCACUUGUAUUCAAUUUUAAUGAUGGGUGUUUUGUUGUUAGGCUUAUGGUAAAAAUCCCAAAAAUGUUAUGCGUUUCCCUCUGAAAUAAAAACCAAUUAGAUAAAAAUAUAUUCACAUAAAGCUAUCUAUGAUUUUGGUAGUUAUCGGCGUGUUUUAUUAUACCAGCCACACAAAUGUACUUGCUUCGUAUUGAUAAUAUAGUUUCAUAUCUGACCUUUAAGUCGUGAGUUCGACGAAUAUUCACUUGGAUGUGUGCAUAGAGAUAUUAUUAAAUGUUAUUAUCAAGUUGUUACCUGUUAGGAAAAGGCGCUGUAUAAAUAACAUUAUUAUUGUUUUUAGAUUAGCUCAACAAAUUAAACACAAUAAAUUCUGAUAAUUUUUUGCACGGUAUUUAUUUUUUGCUGCUGCUAAUUAAAAUUAAAUGCAAAUCUAAAAUAUAUAGUGCAUGGCCACGUUGGUUUGAUGGGAAUAAAAUUGAUUGGACAUUUUAAUAUCUUAUGCAUAUUAUUAUACUAUUGCUUAUUAAUUAUAAGUAAUGAAUUCCAUGAUACCUACAUUAAAAUCAUUAAAGUUUCCCGUGGCUGAUUGGUGUGGCAAUGAGUAAAUGAGUGAUACGGCUUUAAUCAGUUACUUCCUUUCGUAAUUUAUUUAUCGUGGAAAUAUUUCAUUGAAAUUUUGUUUGCUGUUAAAAAUGCUUUUAAGUUGUUAAAAUUGCCUAUGUCUCUAAUACAACUAUUGAUUCCUCUUGAGCUUUUGCAUCCAUCGUUGGGUUGAAAAUUUGGACGAAAUGUUUGAAUCGCGAGGCUUCCGCUUGUUCCAACUGGUGCGACGUUUCUUUAUCGGGUUUUACCCUAUUGUUGGACGUCGUUAUAUUGCCAAUUAAAAUGAUUAAAAUUGGUGUUGUCGCUAUAAUUAUUAGUAUUGCUAACAUUACUGUAUUGUGAAAAUGUUAAUGAUUAUAUUUGUUUUUUUUUUGUUUUUUGAAUUUUCUGUUAGCUAGAAAUGCCGGGACUCUAUAUAUAGGUGUAACAAAUUAACAUUUUAGCGGUCGUUAAUUUGCAGCAGUGCCUGCCCGCCACCGAUGCGUGGCCUCUGUGUGUACUUUAAGGUCUCCGCACACGAUACCAAACAUAUAAUAUACUAUACGCGUUGCAGGAUAGAGGGUGUUUGUGCUCGCGCACGUCCGAUAUGCGGUACCCGCGACGGAUAAGUCACUAUACCGCCAUAUCUUAAUACUUGUAAAAAAUGUUUUACGCGUGUCGUAAUAAAUUAUAAUAUUAUAUUAUUCACGAUAUUAUGAUGCAUUAUAGUCACGCGUUUUCUGUGUAUAAGAUCGUCAAUAAAAUGUGUUCGCCGCUGUUGUUUUUGUUCGCUUAUAGGUACCAAAGUCCGCGCCAAUCGUCCGCCAACAUGUUGACAGAGUGUUGCGACGUCAUGUUGGCACACAGCCCGCCGAUCUACAGCGGCCCGCCACAGGAUCAUCUGUCCGUGCUCUACAAGAACUGGUUGGUCGUGAACCAGAAGCAACAGUCGCCGUUGUCGGUGCGCCGGUCGGCGUCCUUCUCGCCGACCCGGUCGGAUGACAGACAGCCACCAACCCGGUCGGACGACAGACAGCAGACGACGGUUGCCCACUCGUCGCCCUCCUCCAGCAAGCCCCGCAGACCGUGCCUGGUGAUCAGGGCAGAUUCUGAUGGCAGCAUAGGAUCGUCGUCGUCGAGUUCGUCUUCGGACGAGAACGAGCCGUCUAGUCCGGUCCGGAGGAAAAAGAAAGUCGUUUUCGCCGACGACCGAGGCCUAUCACUGACUCAAGUGCGAUUGAUGAACGAACCGUCGAACCAGCCGCCAAAACUGAUGACCGUCGUCAGACCGUACCUACCCAAGUUGGCUAAGUCGUCGUCGUUGUCGUCGUCGUCGUCGUCCUCUUCGUACUAUCAAUCAGACGCCGCCGGCUCGGGCUCCGGGUCAGCGGCCGCGGCCAAACACCUCCAGCAGCAGCAAAUGGGAGCUGCGGAUCAGCUACUACUGCAGUGGCACCUCAGGUUCUCGCAGCCGGCUUCCAGCUACGUCGAUUUCCGGAAGCGGCUGGACACGGACAACGUGUCGCUGGAGAACGUGAUCAUCCGGUCGCCGGACAGGCGGAUCGUGGGCACGGUCAAGGUGCGCAACCUGUCCUACGACAAGGCCGUAUUCAUCCGGUGCACGCACGACCGAUGGGUCGGUCACGAAGACACGCAGUGCACGUACGUGCAGAACAACGCGAUGGUGAACGCGGCCGCGAACGGCUCCGGUUCGGCCACCGGUCCCGCGCCAAACGUCGCGGCCAUCUACGACACGUUCUCGUUCCAACUGCCGCUGCCCGUCCACACCUCGUCCAUGGAGUUCGCCGUGUGCUACAAGAGCACCGAGUUCGAGUGUUGGGACAACAACGACGGCCACAACUAUUGUCUGUCCGUGGGCAGCCCGUCCAACGGCGCCCCGCUGCAGCCGCCGCCGCAGCAAUCCGUCCUGUCGCCCGUCCUGGUCGCCGACUUCGAUCACCAUCCGAAGCAGCCCGUCCACUAUUUCGGCGCACAGUCCAGGCAGAACUCGUGGUCCGGAUGGCGCGAACAGAAAAACGAAGCUUCCGCGUACUGGUGAACGACCCCUCAGCCGCCAAAGUCCGCCUGUCUAAAAUAUUGUGAGAAUUAUUAUUUUUUAAUCUAAAAAAUAUCUAAAAAAAAAAAAAACUGCAACAAAACGACAAAGUUUAGCAGUGAGAACUGCAGUUCGUUGGCCACCCAAAAUAUCAUUAUUAGUCGACGUGCAUGACCGCGUGUAAAUAACCGAUUAAUGUUAAGAAAAAUGAAAUGUAUACGUUUGUUUUUAUACAAUUUUUGAAUUUUUAUAUAGGUACCUCUAUUUAUUGUUUUAGAUUAAGCAUUUUCAAAAAAAUAUUUAUUCAUCAUCACAUUUUUUUAAAUAUAGAAUAUUAUAUCAACGUACUGACAAACUUUUUUACAUAAAAAAAAAAAUAAUAAACAGUUAUAAAUCAAACACUGUAAUCUAGUGGAAUCGUUGAUUUGAUAUUUUAACUUUUUUCCUGUUUUAAUGUACUGAAGUAUAAAAAAAGAAAUAUUAAUCUUAAAAUUAAUUUAUUAUUAUUAUUAUUAUUAUUAUUAUUAUUAUUAUUAUUAUUAUUAUUAUUAUUAUUCACAUAUUAUAUACAUUUUUUUACGCCUUAUGAGUUUUACUUGUGUUGUAUCAUUGUAUAUUUUUUUUUUUUUUUUAAUAGAAAGUGAUAUUGUGUAAAUUAAAGACUAAAUGGCCAUCUCAUAUAAGACUGAUCUGUACAUAUAUUAUAAUAUUUGUAUUUUACUUUUCUUGUUGUCGUGGAAGACCCUAAAACGUCUGUUUAUUGUUUUGUAUAAUUAUUUAUUAUUUAUUUUUAUUACUACUAUUUUUACUUUUAUUUUAUUACCCACUGCUAUUGUGUUCUUUUAAAUUAUUUACUCACCCACGUUUUAAGCUUAGAAUAACUCAACGGAAACGUGUGUGAUCCGUGUUCGUGGGACAACCCUUCUUCAAAUACACUGUUAUAUUUUUGAGAUGGCCAAAACAAAUAUUUUUAUUUAAAUAAUAUUUAAUUGUUCAGAAAAAAAAAACUCAAGUUUAUUCUUAUUUCGUCGAAAAUCGUUUAAAUCACGCCCUUACCACAGCUAUUCCGCCAUCACUCCUUCUACCACUCACGUAAUUAAUAUACAGCUUGUAAUCACGUGUUAUCUAUUAUAUAUUUGUCCAUACACAUAUAUUCGUAGCGUUUAGUUUUUAAUGUGUAAUUUUUUACUAUGCUUAUGUUUAAAUUAGUAGUAUUUGUUACACAGAUACAAUCCGUCGAUUGUAUCUAUGUAACCGAUAUCUAAUAUAAUAACGGCUCAUAACGCAGCAGUGCAUAAUAAUAUUAUAAUUUAUAAUUAUAUAAUUUGUUUAUUAUACGUGUGAGUUCAGUAUCUCCCACUAUCCACGAACCACGUCAUCAUUGUGAUCAUUUGUUAUUCGUUAAAAUUAAAUCGUGAUGUCUAGUAGCUUCGAUCGCCCGUAAAAUUUAUCGUCUGCCCAUCAAAUUCAAAAGAAAAAUAUUAGUAGACAAAAAUCUAGUCAUUAGCUUAAUGCCUCGAUUAGAAACGCGUUUCGCCUAGGUCAAUGUGAACCAUAAUAUUCUGAAGGACGCAUUGCUGCAUUAUGUUCCUGUAGUUCUAAUUUAUCUAAACAAAAAUAUUAUAUUAUAUGUAUUUAUAUAAACACGUUAUUCUAUUUUAUGAAAGACCAAUUAUUAUAAUAUUAUGUAAAAAACCAUAUUGGUUUAGUUUUUAUCGAAUUUAACUUUACACCAAUAUUGUGUACUCUCGAAUAAUAUUUAUGUAUUAUAUUAAUUAUACGUACCCUAGGUAUAUAAUAUUAUGUAUAUUAACAAUCAUUGUCAAAUAUAUCAUAUCAAAUCCAUAUAGUGUAAAAUAUUAUUUAGUGUUUAGUGUAGAGUAGAGCUCAAUAGUAGCUCGAAGAAUGUGUAAAUAUCAUAUCGUAAUAUUUUCACUUAUAGGUAGUAACAAAUAACUAACAUUAUACUCGUUUUAUGUUGUAUAUUAUUGUAAAAAAAAAUCCAUGAUUAUUUCUAGCUAUUGUGAUUUAUAUAUUUAUUAUUAUCAUCAUCAUCGUAAUAUUAUUAUUAUUAUUAUUAUUAUUAUUAUUAUUAUCAAUAAUUGUUAUUAAAUAUUUAUUUUAUUUUAUUAUAUUAUACUUAGGAUAUCAAUCAAUCGAUAUGCUAAUCGAUUUGUAAUUUUGUAAACGCCGAUUUAUGUACAAUAUCCAUUUUUAUUUACUGUACAAAGUGAAUUGUAAAUAUAAUCAGUGUUAUUUUCG
Molecule: messenger RNA, 6410 nt
Organism: Metopolophium dirhodum (rose-grain aphid)
Lineage: Eukaryota; Metazoa; Arthropoda; Insecta; Hemiptera; Aphididae
Product: protein phosphatase 1 regulatory subunit 3B-like
Exons: 4
Coding region: 2808-4151 (447 amino acids)
Biological process (GO): regulation of glycogen biosynthetic process
Cellular component (GO): protein phosphatase type 1 complex
Molecular function (GO): protein phosphatase 1 binding; glycogen binding
Source: RefSeq, a predicted model, not a curated record